Molecule: messenger RNA, 1305 nt
Organism: Pungitius pungitius (ninespine stickleback)
Lineage: Eukaryota; Metazoa; Chordata; Actinopteri; Perciformes; Gasterosteidae
Product: plasma kallikrein-like
Exons: 9
Coding region: 94-1206 (370 amino acids)
Biological process (GO): proteolysis
Cellular component (GO): extracellular region
Molecular function (GO): protein binding
Source: RefSeq, a predicted model, not a curated record
AAAACCUGAAGUCAAGGCUGCGGUGUGACGUCCUCUUAAAUUAAAGCAUAAAUAGCGGUGUUUGGUGAAUCCUCACUGAACUCUGAACCGAAGAUGGAAACCCAUCGGAUUUUAGGCAUUCUGCUGUCUAUCUGCAGCCUCUCCCUUGGUCAAGAAUGUAGACAACAGCUUCUGGAAAAUGUAGAUUUCCCUGGAUCAGACAUUCAAUUUGUCUUCUCUCCUGAUGUUGAUCACUGUCAGCAACUUUGCACCCAGCACCCGGCCUGUCUCUUCUUUUCCUUUCUUCGUGCUGACUGGACCCGAGACAACAAGAACUUUUACUGCUACCUCAAGACCAGUUCCUCUGGAGAGCCCAAUGUGCGGAAUCCGGUGCAGGGGAUCACCUCUGGAUUUUCUCUCAAACCCUGCAGCCCAGAUUCAAAGCCUUGUCUGCCUCAGAUGUACCCGGGCCUGGACUUCCCAGGUGCUGACUACAAAACCUUCUUUACAGAAGAUGCUGAGGAGUGUCGCAGGGCCUGCACACAGGACCCUGCCUGUCAGUUUUUCACUUUCAUAAAUGAUGUCUUCACACCUGAGAGGAUCAGGUACAAGUGCCACCUUAAAUUCAGCUGGUCAGUGCCAACACUUCCAAUUGUUGAAAGAAAAGCUGGUGUAGUGUCUGGAUUCUCCAACAAGGCAGAACCACCUCAAGGGAGCAAACCAGUAUGUCAGGGAAAGCUUUUUCCAAACACCGACAUCCCAGGAAAUGACGUAUUGGUUCUUCUUGCUGCCUCCCCUGGACACUGUCAGAAUCUGUGCUCUGCUCACACAGUCUGCACCUUCUUCUCUUUUGUCAGUAAAGACUUCAAAUGUUACCUGAAGGUAAACAACGAUGCAAUGAUUCUCAAAGCAAAAGAUGGAAUCACAUCUGGACGACCAGCAGACUUUUGUCAGUCAGAUAACAGCUGGGUUAACGUUGCUCAUGAAGGAGUUGAUUUCAAUGGUAGUGACAUUCGCUUUGAACUGAUGGAUGAUGCGGCCACUUGUCAGAGGACCUGUAAUGAGGAUGCAAACUGCCAGUUCUACACAUAUGUCCAGGCAGACUUCCAUGACAGCGUUUACAGGCGCCGCUGCUACCUCAAGCGUGCCAUCACCAUGCCCGCUCCUCCUAAAGUCACCAAACUGGCCAAUGCUGUAUCAGGCUUCCAACUGAGGAACUGCCUGUGAAUUGCUCCAGAAACACAAAAAGAUAUUGUUGUUUUGGUCUUUAAUAUGGCCACUUGAUCUGUUGUUCAGUUCAGUUGACAUUUCAAGCUGUACAUGAUU